Molecule: messenger RNA, 744 nt
Organism: Penicillium subrubescens
Lineage: Eukaryota; Fungi; Ascomycota; Eurotiomycetes; Eurotiales; Aspergillaceae
Exons: 1
Coding region: 1-744 (247 amino acids)
Source: RefSeq, a predicted model, not a curated record
AUGACCGACCCCAUUCGGGGCAAUCAGCUUAGCGAGCAGAAUCUCAAGCAGCUCGAUAACGCUAUCAAUGCAGAAGCAGACGGCCCUAUUGCCGACAAAACCAACACAGAAUCAAGCACCGCCUCUUUCAUCAAGGAACACAGGAGACCUUUCGAAAGGAUUGAUGUAAUCCUCGAGGAGCCCAUUCCAAAGCGAAACCUCGAGAGGGAACGAGAAUUGCGCGUGCGCCACUCCUAUGCUGCAUUUUGCGAAGAUUUCAUAUUUUCGGGUCCAGUGAGCCCAAAGAGGGUAUUCGACAUGACCAUGGGUAUGGACGACUGCAAGGAAGAGAUAGAGCAGAUGGGAGACUUGAAAACGGAUCCUAUGCCAGAAUCACAGCCAAUGUCUGGCGAAGCAAUGCCCUUCGAACGAGAUGAACCGUCUACUCCAACAUUAUUCCCGUUGGCAGCAAGGAUGGCGGGGAAUGAGUCGACACGAACCACAUGUCACCCUCAAGAAACGAUACAACGCACCAAAGAUGCGACCAAGAGAGGUCUAGAUGAGGAUGAGGACUUCAAGCCCGAUUCACCUUUUACACCUUGUCUCCAACCACCGUCUUUAAUCUUGACCCCAUCCGUUCAUAAAGAUAUGCAACGCGAAACUCGAGAAAGGAAGAGGGCCAGACAACAAAAGCUUUUGGGACCUUUCCGGACAUUGUUUCUGAAGGUGCAGCCGUUGCGAGGACAGAGAUGUGACAUGGAGUGA